AUGUCCAACACCAUCGUCCCUCAUCCCCAGCUGACCAUCCCCGCUCAGCCUGGGCUCCAGCACCAGCCACCCCAAAUACAGAAGAAGCUACUAGCGAUAGGCGAGCCCUUUACCGAUAAAUACUUCACCUGGAAGGUCGAGGGAUACGACAGGCGGCAGAGACUGCGCAACGACCCUGGCAGGGAUCCACAACAGCCGCGCAGCACCGUCUUUGUCCCAUCAUCGGUCCAGCCUUCUCUCCCUCUCGGAGAGCAAGGUAAGGCCCGUACUAUUCCUGAGACGCGAGAGCCGUCCGACGCACAGAUCCACGACGGCUCUAGGGGCUCCAAGUACGAUAUGCUCGACCUGUCGAGCGGCAGGAGCUCGGGGCGCGAUGCACUCCCCUCCCGCGGGCAGUCCGCCGCACUGCAUCGCACGCGCACAGGCCGUCAGAGAGACGCACGUCCCGCCGCUCCGCCAGCCCGACUGGCUCCUCAGGCAUGUAGCUCGCCCGCAUCCCCCGACCCGGUCAUGCAGGAGCUGCGGCGCACUGUCCGGACGACGUAUACCCCGCGGCGUUCGUAUCCCCUCCGCCCUGGCGCGGACGGCGAGGGCCGCCUGGACGGCAGGUCGCAGCGGCGGGCCACACGUCCUACACUCCCCCCGUUUGCGCAUCUCGUCCGCACUACCGCGAGCGAGGAUGCUGCCCAGCAACAGCCCCAGCAUCAUUCCGGGCCGUCCUCGGUUUCGGCCAUCCGCAACGCUGCCGGCGGUUGUCAUCGAGAGGACGAUGAAGCUCUCGAUGCAAGAGUCUCUCCUUCGACUGGACUAUGCUCAUUCUUCUUGUCUUCCUCCUAUGAACAGUAUGCAGUCCUGUGCGUGCAUAUAUGUAGAAUUGUUUCGAUGUGUGUUAUGAAUGCGGUGACGUUAUGCAAAUACAAGGAAUGCCCAGCAAACAAUCGCUACAAGCAACGACAUGCGGUACAAGUAAGCGGACACAUUUUCAGGAAGACAGGGCAGGGUUCAGGCGAGACGAAUACGGUGGUGCGUUGCUCUCGGCAAUUUGCAUCGCAUCGGCAUGCGGUUGCGAGGACGGGGACCCAAGAUGGCACAUCGGGGCUGUGGGGGUCGGCUCGAAGGGACGGGCCACGCCCAGCAGUUGUUGAAGAGGAGCACAAACAGCUACGAGUGGCCACCCCACUUGAAGCUGGUGUCAGGCUCACGCAAGAGCUGGCCAAGCGGACGGCGCUCGUUCACAAGAUCAACCGCCUGCGGGGAACGCAUGAGCAUGCACGGGCCCGACACACGAUCACUCACGAUGGCUUCGCCCGGUUGAAACACCAAGCACCGCGAAAUGUCGGCCGCCUGUUUUGCGGUCAUCACGCCGGGCGAGUCGGUUUCCUUGCCGUCCAGAGCCUUUGGUCGAGUCAGGGGCCCGAUGAAUCGCGCCACAGUCCUCGUAUCCCCUCAGGAGUCUCGCCAGGAACGCACCUCACAAGCGGCUCGUAUCGGCCCGCUGAUUUACUUACAGCUGGGAAGCCUGAAGGUGGGCCUGACGGCGAGGAUCUGACGCAGAUAUGUACUGAAUUCGAGAUUGAUAUGAUGUAUGCCUCGGAGGACAUCUACGGUACGACUGGUGUCGGUGCUGCUGAGAUCAAAGCUCGCGUGAUGAUUGGGAUGGGGUCGGGCCGGUGGGCUGGAUCAUGUGGCAUCUGCGGCAUUGACAUGGACAGCUACGAGGCACAGACUCCCUUUUCGCACUCGACCCGACAGCGCGCGUUGUGGUGGAGAAGGACGCGCUGA
Molecule: messenger RNA, 1782 nt
Organism: Postia placenta MAD-698-R-SB12
Lineage: Eukaryota; Fungi; Basidiomycota; Agaricomycetes; Polyporales; Adustoporiaceae
Exons: 5
Coding region: 1-1782 (593 amino acids)
Source: RefSeq, a predicted model, not a curated record